UACAGCACAGACAGGGACUGGGGUGAAAAGUCGUAAAAAUGGCGCUGGCCGUUCGUCUUUUGCCCCGCUUGCUGCUCUCUCCGCCGCUGUCCGCUGGGGCCGCUCGACCCCGGACUCCCGGUGGAGCCGGGGGGAGGCCACCGUUGGUUGGACUUUGCUGCUUCUGCCGCCGCCGCCUCGGCUCCGGAGCGGCCCCAUUUCCUCGAGUCACCUGGGCCUCGGCGCUGCUCGCUCGGGGCCCGCAGCGUCCCCUGCUCAGCCCUCCGGGACUCCCCGCCGCCCUCUCUGCUUUCCCUGUCUACCCUCGGCGCCGCUACAGCGCCGAGGAGCAGCCCCAGCAGCGCCAGAAAACCAAGAUGAUCAUUCUGGGAUUCUCCAACCCCAUCAACUGGGUUCGGACUCGAAUUUACGCCUUCCUAAUCUGGGCCUAUUUCGACCAAGAGUUCAGCAUCGCAGAAUUCUCUGAGGGAGCGAAGCAGGCUUUUGCUCAUGUGUCCAAGUUACUGUCACAAUGUAAAUUUGAUCUAUUGGAAGAACUUGUGGCCAAAGAGGUGCUCCAUGUAUUGAAGGAAAAGGUUACUUCACUACCUGACAACCAUAAAAAUGCCCUUGCUGCUGACAUAGAUGAAAUUGUAUACACAUCAACAGGAGACAUCUCCAUUUACUAUGAUGAGAAAGGAAGGAAGUUUGUUAACAUCCUGAUGUGCUUUUGGUAUCUAACCAGUGCCAACAUCCCCAGUGAAACUUUAAGUGGAGCCAGUGUAUUCCAGGUCAAGUUGGGGGAUCAGAACGUGGAAACUAAACAGCUUCUUAGUGCAAGCUAUGAAUUUCAGAGGGAGUUUACACAAGGAGUAAAGCCUGACUGGACCAUUGCACGGAUUGAACACUCAAAGUUAUUAGAAUGAUCUUUCUUGGAAAAAUCAGCUUAUCGGACUUCUGGCAAUUACUACGAAAAAUUAAGGAAAGAAAUUUUUGGAUGAGUUGAUCUUCACUUAGUCAAGUGUGUGGCUUACUUUUAUAUUAAUUUGAAAUAUUUGUUGUAGUAUAUUGGCAUGAUACAAUAAAGCAUUUUCCACAGAUUGUUAUCACCUUCUAUAAAAGAGAUCAAAAUAAGAAAAACUACAACAGCCCAUUGUUGGGGUCAUAUUCAGUAUCAUUUCUAAUGUUACUUGUACACAAACUAAUUUUAUAGACAGUAAAAGUAUUGAAAAAACUA
Molecule: messenger RNA, 1216 nt
Organism: Neomonachus schauinslandi (Hawaiian monk seal)
Lineage: Eukaryota; Metazoa; Chordata; Mammalia; Carnivora; Phocidae
Gene: MAIP1
Product: matrix AAA peptidase interacting protein 1
Exons: 5
Coding region: 39-905 (288 amino acids)
Biological process (GO): protein insertion into mitochondrial inner membrane from matrix; inner mitochondrial membrane organization
Cellular component (GO): mitochondrial inner membrane
Molecular function (GO): ribosome binding
Source: RefSeq, a predicted model, not a curated record